CAUCUCUGGUGAUGUUCGUUUUGUCAUCGCUCACCUGCUUCUUACUAGUUUAGGAUAAAUCUGUCCAAAUAUGAUAAACUUUGGAUAUUUGCUUAUUUUUCUCAUCGGCCUCACUGCCUCGCACCUGAAUAAUCCACCUGUGUUUGCCAAACUGGGAGAAACCACUAAUAUGUCUUGCUUUUACCAGAGCCAAAUGGCUAUGCACUUCUCAUGGUACAAGCAUGAACUUGGAAAGAAUCCAAGGCUCAUCUCCACCAUAUACAAGUAUGAAAACAAAGCCCGGUUUUACCAUAACUUCGAGAAUAGUUCACGCUUUUCUGUGCAGAAUUAUGAGGGUGUGCAUCGUUUGGUGAUAAGAAACAUACAGCUCUCAGACUCUGCAACAUACUACUGUGGAAGCGCUUAUUCCAAUGUAAUGGAAUUUGUUGAAGGGACAGAGUUGAUAGUUGAAGGGGUGAAAAGCUACACUGUUGUAAAACAACCUGCUUUAAUUCCAUCACAUCAUGGAGAUUCAGUGAAUCUUACCUGCACAGUUUUAAACCAGAAGUGUGUGGGAAACAACAGUGUGUACUGGAUCAUACAGGAGUCAGAAGAAUCUCGCCCAAGAUUCAUUGGCGCACAUGGGACGAGUGUUGGACGGUGUGAGUGGAGCUCUGAAGCUGGUUUUAAAACACGUCGAUGCGUUUACGGCUUCUCUAAGAAAGAUCUCAAACUUUCUGAUUCUGAGACUUACAACUGCACUGUUGCUGCAUGUGGGGAGAUACUGUUUUGGAAUGGCAUCAAACUGGACAUUAUAGGCACUGAUUCAGCAGAACAGAUGAUGACUUUUGUAAUUCUUUCCAUUGCUAGAACAUUCCUUCUUUUAAUUACCAUUUCCACAAUUACUUUUUGGUACUGCAUGAAUUCAAAAAGAAUUUUAAAAGAUGGCUGUUCUCCAUCUGUCAUUGCUCUCCGAGACAGACGAUCCCGACCAGAAGGAAGACCAGGUUUUUUGAUGAAAUCAGUUUCUGAUCAUCUGUAA
This is a messenger RNA of Onychostoma macrolepis, 1021 nucleotides long. RefSeq names its product novel immune-type receptor 9 (gene nitr9). Gene Ontology annotation, biological process: response to bacterium. The record is from RefSeq and is a predicted model, not a curated record. NCBI's taxonomy places the organism in Eukaryota, Metazoa, Chordata, Actinopteri, Cypriniformes, Cyprinidae. The transcript is spliced from 4 exons. Bases 71 to 1021 code for a protein of 316 amino acids.